Molecule: messenger RNA, 279 nt
Organism: Darwinula stevensoni
Lineage: Eukaryota; Metazoa; Arthropoda; Ostracoda; Podocopida; Darwinulidae
Source: the annotation of a GenBank genome assembly
AGAAUGCUGAAGAAUCGAUGCUCGACGUGCAGGACCGCGGUCGGUGGGCGAGAGCUUGUACCUGAACCCGGAGACGGGGGAACUGUUCGUGAAGCAGCGGAUCGACCGGGAAGCGACGGCCUGGCUCAAUUUCUCCAUCCGGGCGACCGACUCGGGUCGACCGCCGAGGUCGAGUAUCGUGCCGGUGACGGUGCAGGUGCUGGACGAGAACGACAACAACCCGGAGUUUGUGGACAACAUCAGGAACAUCACGGUUCGAGAGGACGUCCGGAUCGGUAC